UGUGUGGCAAAGUAUUUUGACGAGAACGGCCAACGAGUUCCAUGCGAGGGAGGACCGGUGGACACCUUACCGGAAUGUCCCGACUGGUCGCCCCCAACGUGUCUUAUUGUGUUUUGUGAGCUUGCCGAGUGUGAGCGUUACCCAGAUGCUGUGUGUCACACUGACUACUGUAAACCCUGCGAUUUCGUAUUUUAUGAUGAUCAUAACCAGAAACUGGACUGCUCCAUUGAAGCUCCACCCCCAGCCACCUGUGAGGGUGGUUACCGUGUGGGAGAGCGUUGGCAAGCAGCCUGUAUGACCUGUGAGUGUUCUCCAUCCCUCACCCCCGUCUGCAUAUCCCACGAGUGUGGACAAGCUCCACCCCUCCCUGACAGGUGUUACUGGGCCAAACAAACACCCGACGAAUGUUGCCCUUCCAAAAGGGUCUGUGAAGAAGCUAUAUCAGCCUGUCCCGACGGGUUCUCGGUUGCCCCGUCCUGCUCAGACACACUCUGUGACGCACCCUGUGAGGGUCAUCCAGAGGCCACGUGCCUCAUCAGUAGAUGCGGCGGCUGUGUGGCUAAGUACUUUGAUGAGAAUGGCCAACGAGUCCAAUGCGAAGGAGGACCGGUGGAAACCUUACCGGAAUGUCCCGACUGGUCGCCCCCAACAUGCCUCAUUGUGUUAUGCGAGCUUGCCGAAUGUGAGCAUUACCCAGAUGCUGUGUGUCACACUGACUACUGUAAACCCUGUGAUGUCGUAUUUUAUGAUGACCUUAACCAGAAACUGGACUGCUCCGUUGAAGGCAAAGUGGAUGAAAUUGAGUGUAAGGAUUCCUCCAAUGUCAAACAUGACGAGGGCGAGACGUGGAUGGAGGGAUGUAAUGAGUGCACAUGUAUGGAGACGGGCAUCCCAGCAUGCAGAGCUAAGACGUGUGACACUGCCACCUGUGAGGGCGGUUACCGUGUGGGUGAGCGUUGGCAAGCAACCUGCAUGACCUGUGAGUGUUCUCCAUCCCUCACCCCUGUCUGCAUAUCCCACGAGUGUGGACAAGCUCCGCCCCUCCCUGACAGGUGUUACUGGGCCAAACAAACACCCGAUGAAUGCUGCCCUUCCAAAAUGGUCUGUGAAGAAGCUAUUUCAGCCUGCCCGGAAGGUUCCUCAGUUGCCCCAUCCUGCCCAGACACACUCUGUGACGCACCCUGUGAGGGUCAUCCAGAGGCCACGUGCCUCAUCAGCAGAUGCGGCGGCUGUGUGGCUAAGUACUUUGAUGAGAACGGCCAACGAGUUCCAUGCGAGGGAGGCCCGGUGGAAACCUUACCGGAAUGUCCUGACUGGUCGCCCCCAACGUGUCUCAUUGUGUUUUGCGAGCUUGCCGAGUGUGAGCGUUACCCAGAUGCUGUGUGUCACACUGACUACUGUAAACCCUGCGAUGUCGUAUUUUAUGACGAUCAUAACCAGAAACUGGACUGCUCCGUUGAAGGCAAAGUGGAUGAGAUUGAGUGCAAAGACUCGUCCAAUCGCAAGCACGACGCUGGUGAGACGUGGAUGGAGGGGUGCAAUCGUUGUAUGUGCGAGGAGACCGGCUUGGCGUCCUGCAAGGCCGUCAAGUGCGUGGCCAGGGACAGCAACCUACCACCGCUGUGCCAGGUGGUGGCCACGGAGGAGGGCAACUGCUGUCCAUGGCGCGUCGUUUGCUACGAAGCUCUGUCGGAGUGCCCUGCAUUUUUCACAGUCGCCCACUCCUGCCCCGAUGACCUCUGCAUCGAUGCUUUUUGCGAAGAGCGCCCCCACGCCACAUGUCGCAUCAGCCGCUGCGGAGGGUGCUCUGUCAAGUUCUAUGACGAAAAUGACCAAGUCGUUGACAGCUGCUCGGGCCCACCAAUCAGCUCUGACGUCAUCUGUCACGAUACUGGUCCAGUGCGGACGUGCUUGGUAUCACCAUGCAUGACUGGCACAUGUGAGAGUCAUCCCGAGGCAGCCUGCCAUGUCGACUACUGCCAACCAUGUACGGCCAUCUUUCACGACAAGGUCAAUCAAGAACUUGAGUGCUCACCAUCAGCAGAUCCUGUGCCGGCCUGCAGUGAGACAGAAUACAUCACCACUCCCCAGGGCACCCAGUCGCUUCCUCGCUGCCAAAAGAGCGGGCAUUUCUCCCCGAAGCAGUGCGACACCACUGGUCAGUGCUGGUGCGUCAAUCUGGAUGGUUCCUUGGCUGCGGAACAACUGGACAUCCCACCCGGAAAGGACUUCAUCUGUGAAUCAGAUCCGCCGUGUCGCAGGGAGCUCAAGACGAACAACUUGAAGCGCCAACGAGGAGAUCCUGUCAUCACCGAUCCCGUCUGCAGCUUGACGGGCUGGUACGAGCCUGCUCAGUGCAGUCCCGUGACUGGCGAGUGUUGGUGUAGCGAGAAGGACGGCACGGUGGUGAUUGGAUCCCUCAAACAGCAAGGGGAGCCUCUCAAUUGCAAUGAGCCAUGCCUUGGCAACGUCGAUAACACCAUUCCCGACCUGGUGUGCGCCAAAUCGUACGACAGCUGCCCCAGGGAUGCCUUCUGUCACAUACCACCCAACCGCACCAGUGGCAAGUGCUGCUACCUGCCAGUCAGAGUCAUGCCCUAGCGACGGGCAGGCACGCUCUACCCUUGUCGUUGCUCAUUCCAGUGAGGGGCAGGUUGCAGUCACACAUCUGAAUGCAAUUCUUCUCUCAUCUUGUGUAAGGAGCUGGACGACCACCAAUGCGUUUGAGGAUUAAAACCUCACCAAAUUUUAAAAUCUAACAAUUUAAAAAUUUACAAAGUGGGAGCACUUUGUAAAUUUUAUGAGCGUUAUGAAAGUGAAACCGUGUAACACAUUUGUGGCUCCCACCAGUGGGAAAAUUUCAAACGGCUGAUGUCGGCAAUUUAAAAAAUCAAGACUGCCGUUUCCAGAAACAAAAGGUAAAGGCAACUGAAAAAGAUUAAAAUGCUUCUUUGUGUAAACCUUUAAAAGUUGGAAUUUUUGUUAAUUUGUAAUGCAUAAUUUGUGUGUGCUUUUUAUGUUGCUUCAAGUUUGUCCUGUGUUUUCAGUUUAGAUUGUUUGUGGUUUUUUGCCUUGUGUCGUGUAGGGUUACUUGCGAAGAUGAUGCCAGUCGAUUUGAAGUAGAAUAGACCACCGAGUCAAAUUUGAAAUGUACUUUCAUACUCCAGAAUUUCCUCUUCCAUCAUUUUACAUUUAAGUGAUUUUCUGUCACAAAAUUGUACUUGCUUUUCUAGAUUUGACAGUAAUAAACUUAAUAAGUGAAAAUGUAGUGUCUUUUUUCUAGCUUACAGUGCCAACGGGCUUAAAAUGUACCCGACGACAAUACAACUGAAAUUUUGCAUUUUUAGGUAAGCCGUACAGACCCCUCUAACGUAGCAACUGUGACACAAAUGAUCCUCAAUGAGAAUAACAAGUGAAGAAAUAUAAAAAAAAUAAGAGCAAAGCUAGCUUGGAACAAAACAGUGGAAGUGAGUUCAUUAAAAGAAUUUCACCCUUUUCAUAUUUGCUGCAAAGA
Acanthaster planci (crown-of-thorns starfish) is the source of this 3514-nucleotide messenger RNA. RefSeq lists its product as uncharacterized. The record is from RefSeq and is a predicted model, not a curated record. Gene Ontology annotation, molecular function: protein binding; zinc ion binding. Gene Ontology annotation, cellular component: nucleus. Lineage: Eukaryota; Metazoa; Echinodermata; Asteroidea; Valvatida; Acanthasteridae.